GGAAUGUCGUUGAAUGCGCAACCCUUGCGCCUAGGCCCAGUCCUCUGGCUGCUGUGCUGCGGCCUCUCCCAGGUGCUGAGCCAGAUAUGCGAGGCUCAAGGCUGGCGCAGCUUCGAGUGCCGUGAGCUGAGCAGCCUGAAGGAGCUGAAGAACGUUAGGGACUUUCCCAAAGACAGCCUGCACAGGCUGAGCAUUAGAAAUGCGCACACAGAACUGAGCAUGGGCAUAGCUGCCAGCGGGCUAAGUCUCUCGGGGCUAUUGGACUUGGAUCUGUCGCAUGUGCCACAACUGCAGCUGGAGCGACGCGGCUUCUCCUGGCUGCCCCAGCUGGAGCAGCUAAAUAUCAGCGGCUGCGCUCUGGAGCAGCUAUUGGCCGCGCACUUUGCUGCCAACUCAUCGCUGCAGCUGCUCGACGCCAGCCACAAUGAGCUGCCCAGCCUGACAAAGGAACUCUUCGGCAACCUACGCAAACUGAUUUAUGCGAAUUUCUCGCACAAUGCGCUGCAGCAACUCGAGCUGCCCCACAUGCCGCUGCUGCAGCAACUGCAGCUCAGCCACAAUCAGUUGACAAACAUCAGCUUCGCUCCUUGUCCUCAGCUCCAGCAGCUCUGCCUCAACGACAACCAGCUGAGCCAGCUAAAUGCGAGUAGCUUCAGAGGAUUACCCGGAUUACUCGAGCUGCAGCUGGCGGAGAAUGCUCUGAGGACCAUAGGCAAGAACACCUUUCAGCCCUUGGCCAAGCUGCGUGCCCUAAAUCUCUCGCACAAUGAACUGGAUGCACUGCGUCCACAGAUCUUUGGCUCUGGAGUGUUUGCGCUGCAGCAACUAGAUUUAUCCAACAACAACAUACGGCUGCUCUUUGACAACCAGUUCCUAUCGCUGGGCAGACUUCAGGUGCUGGACAUAGCACACAAUAGCAUCGCCAGCCUGAGUGCCGGACAGUUUGCGGGUCUCAGCUCGUUGCGGAAGCUGUAUUUGCAGUCCAACGAUAUUAUAGAGAUCAAGGCGCAUACCUUUGCAGCGCUCGAGGAUCUGGACACGCUCGACUUGUCGCACAACAACGUUGAGUACCUGCACGAGCACGCAUUCGGUAAUCGGACUCUGCCGCACAUGCGUAAACUGAAUCUGAAUGCCAACAGCUUGAAGCAUUUGCAUGCACUGUCCUUCUCCUCGCUGCCCUUUCUGGAGUAUCUGUCGCUGGGCAACAACGAGCUUUCCAGCCUGGAUGUGCGCAUGUUUGCGCCGAUGCGGCGUCUGCAGAAACUGCACUUGGGACACAACGAGCUGACCCACAUUAGCUCAUUGGUGCUGGACAGCUUCAGCAGCGUCUCGGAUUUGCUCAUCGACAACAACAAGCUAACCUUUCUACCGGAUCUGAAUGGUACGCUCGGCAAUCUGAAGCGUAUAGCCAUUGAGGGCAAUCCCUGGCAGUGCGCCUGUUUCACACAGCUGGAACGUUGGCUGCUUUCCCAUCAUGUGACCUAUCUGCGGCAGGGCACCGGCUUCUACGACGGCGAGAAGCCUCUCUGCGUGGUCACAGCAUUCGAAUACUGUGUGCAGACACUGCAGGAGGAUCGCCAUCAAGAUGUGGUGGAUGAGUUUGAGGAGCGACUGAAAAAUGGACGCGAAUUAGAUGUUAGAUCAGAUGAAGACUGACAAGUGUGUGUGUUUGUGUAAUUAGUAAGUUAAUCUGAAAUAAAUAUACUUCGAUGGGGUCCUUGAUGACACCCCUUGAAGGCAAAACACAGCCAGUUGGUGAAGCAGCAUUUCAUUCCAAGA
Drosophila navojoa is the source of this 1779-nucleotide messenger RNA. RefSeq lists its product as uncharacterized. NCBI's taxonomy places the organism in Eukaryota, Metazoa, Arthropoda, Insecta, Diptera, Drosophilidae. Gene Ontology annotation, molecular function: protein binding. The record is from RefSeq and is a predicted model, not a curated record.